AUGGGGACCCUUGGCUGUAACCCCGAUGCACGGCUGACCACAGCACCCCAGGGCUGGCGGGCCGCCGAGUGCCCGAUUCUGGACGUCGGCUUGAGGAAGUCCUGUGGGACGGCCACCGUGGAGAUCGGCUCGGGGCCAGGCUUGUACAUCCUGCCGCCCACUGUGGGCUACAUCAACCACGACUGCACCAGGGCGCUCAGCCCGGCCUACUCCCUCUUCUGGAGGCCCAGCCCCGCAUCUCCACAGGACACCAGCCCUGGGCCUGUCUACUUCCUGGACCCAAAAGUCACCCGGUUUGGCCGAAGCUGCACCCCUGCCUACUCCAUGCAGGGCCGAGGCAAGUCUCGGGGUCUGGAGGUGACACCAGGCCCCGGGGCCUACAGCCCAGAGAAGGUGGCCCCUGUGCGUCAGCGGACCCCCCCGGCUUUCACUCUGGGCUCCCGCCUGCGCCCACAGCUCCAGGACACCUCAGCUCCUGCCCCCAACACCUACACCCUGCCCUCCCUCUGGGGCUCCCAGAUAUUCACUAAGCCCCGCAGCCCCAGCUACACAGUGGCAGGCCGCACUCCCCCCAUCCGCCCCCCUCAGGACCCUGCUGAGAUCCCGGGCCCCGGCCAGUAUGACAGCCCAGACCCCAACACCUACCGUCAGCGCCGGCCCGCCUUCACCAUGCUGGGCCGGCCUCGUGCCCCCCGUCCCCCGGAAGAGACCCCUGGGCCUGGAACCCACAGACCUGAGCAGGUCACCAUGACCAAAGCCAGAGCCCCAGCAUUCACCAUGGGCAUCCGCCACUCCAGACAGGCGGCCACCAUGGCUACGGACACCACGCCCUGACACCUUGGGGUCAGGGCUCCUAGCUGCCCCUGAACCAAGCCUCAGUUUACCUGCCUUGUCAAGUGGGGGUGUGGGAAGC
This is a messenger RNA of Lontra canadensis (Northern American river otter), 913 nucleotides long. It is a transcript of the gene CIMAP1D, whose product is annotated as outer dense fiber of sperm tails 3 like 2. Gene Ontology annotation, cellular component: cytoskeleton; cytoplasmic microtubule. The transcript is spliced from 4 exons. Bases 1 to 834 code for a protein of 277 amino acids. NCBI's taxonomy places the organism in Eukaryota, Metazoa, Chordata, Mammalia, Carnivora, Mustelidae. The record is from RefSeq and is a predicted model, not a curated record.